AUGAAAGGAUUAAAGUUGUUGGAAAAGGUUUUUUUUAAUUUUUUGUUUAAUAAAUUUAAUUUUUACAAAGGCUCUUUUGGCAUUGCUGUGCUUUACAAAAGAAAAGAUGAUGAAUCUUUUGUUAUUUUAAAAGAAAUUAAUUUACAUGAAUUAAAUAAUUCUGAAAGACAGAUGGCCUUAAAUGAAGUUAAUUUACUUUCUCGAUUAGAUCAUCCACAUAUUAUUGCUUUUUAUGAUUCUUUUGAAGAAGAUGGAACAUUGAUGAUUGAGAUGGAAUAUGCAGAUGGAGGAACGUUAUCUCAAUUAUUGUCACAUUUAACAGAACCAUUAAUUGAAUCAGAGAUAAUUGAUAUGUUUGAACAAAUGUGCGAAGGAAAACCUUAUAAUGAAAAAUCAGAUGUUUGGGCAUUAGGCUGUUGUUUUUAUGAAAUGUGUACAUUAAAUAAAGCUUUUGAUGCUGAAAAUUUACCUACACUUUUGAAUAAAAUAAUUAAUAGUGAAUAUGAACCCUUAAAGAAAAUUUAUUCCCAAGAAGUUCGUCUUUUGGUAAGGGAAAUGUUAAGAAUAUCACCACAACAAAGGCCUGCAUCAUCUCAAUUACUUGAUCAGAUUGCUGUAAGUGAAAGUCAUCAAUUACUUCUAACAAUGCAAGGACAAGUUUAUAGUUGGGGAGAUAAUUCUUUUGGACAAUUAGGACAAGGAGAUAAAAGAAAAAGACAAUUCCCUACAUUAAUAGAAUCAUUGGAAAGUAAGGAUGUUUAUAAAGUAGCUGCAGGUAAAAAAUUCUCUCUUUUUUGUGCUGGCCGUGGUAUUUUACUAACAGUAGGAAGAAAAUUGUUAUUUGAUAAUAGUGACUAUUUAACUAAACCAAAAAUUGUCGAGGAAUUGUUAACAGAGGAUAUUGUAGAUAUUUGUUGUGGUGAUGAGCAUGCAAUUGCACUAACGGUUUAUUUUUGUGGACCUGAUUCUACAAUGUUAAUAACAAAUAGUGGAACUAUAUUGGCUAUGGGAUCUAAUAAAUAUAAUAAAUUGAAUUUAAAUAAAAGAGCUGGAUUUUUUAAAGAAAUGAAAAAGGAACAAAAUACAGUUCAAGGAAAGAAACAACUAGUGGAUGAUGCUCUUUUGCCAACAGCUGUAAGGCCAUUCCCUAGAAGAGUUGUUAGUGCAUCUUUAGGCAAUAAUCACAGUGGUGUUUUGCUCGAAAAUGGGCAUGUUCAUCUUUUUGGAUUAAAUUCUUAUGGAGAAUUAGGUACCGGAAGUACAUUACCAUUUAGUGAUAGCACUAGACCUGUUAAAGCUUUGAUUAAUAAAGCUUGUUUGGUAAAUAUUUUUUCGAUUUUUAAUUAA
Messenger RNA from Meloidogyne enterolobii, 1347 nucleotides. NCBI's taxonomy places the organism in Eukaryota, Metazoa, Nematoda, Chromadorea, Rhabditida, Meloidogynidae. The record is from the annotation of a GenBank genome assembly.